Messenger RNA from Amphiprion ocellaris (clown anemonefish), 2792 nucleotides. RefSeq names its product high affinity choline transporter 1-like. Gene Ontology annotation, cellular component: plasma membrane. Gene Ontology annotation, biological process: choline transport; transmembrane transport; acetylcholine biosynthetic process. Gene Ontology annotation, molecular function: choline:sodium symporter activity. The record is from RefSeq and is a predicted model, not a curated record. Bases 527 to 2185 code for a protein of 552 amino acids. The transcript has 11 exons. Lineage: Eukaryota; Metazoa; Chordata; Actinopteri; Pomacentridae.
UGUAAUCCUGCAGUGCCACCUUGUGGUCUGUUCCACUUUUAUUUUGUUAAGCGCGCGUUUCUUCUUCUUCUGCGGUUUUUGUGAAGCCGACCUUCCUGUUUCUUUGAACAACGUUGUGCUCACGCGUCAUCGGAGAAACGCUCUGAACAGCGACGUGUGUGUGUUUAUCGAGCCUGGAGAGCAUGCUAGCUGAUGGCUAACACUUAAAUUGGCGCCCUUGGAACGACGGAAUGAGGUCUUCUUCACCAUCACGUGGCACUCAGAAACUGAAGGAAACUCUGACAGAAAGAAGUCUGGAAGACCCAAAACCACAACAGAAGCAGAGGACAAGUUUCUGAGAGUCAACAGCUUGGUGAUAGGCGGCUCACAGGACAACAGCUUCAAGCACAACUUAAUAGUGGUCGUAGUAAGAAGUCUCAGUUUCAACUGUGAAGAGAAGACUUGGAGUUGCAGGUUUGACAGGUUGAGUUGCAGCAAGAAAGCCGUUGCUAAGACGUCAGAAUAAGAAAAAGACGCUGUCUGGGCCAUGAAACACCACCAAUGGACUACUGAAGACUGGAAGAAGACUCUGAAGAUGGCGGCAAACUGGCUCGGACUGCUGUCCAUAGGAGUGUUUUACUUGAUCAUACUGGGAACAGGCAUCUGGGCCUCCAAGAAGGCCAGACAUGAAGAGAAUAAGAGUCCUGGGAGCCGUAGUGAAGUCGCGAUGGUGGGAGGGCGGAACCUGAACAUAUGGGUCAGCAUAUUCACUAUGACAGCCACGUGGGUGGGAGGAGGCUAUAUUUUGGGUAAUGCUGAAGUGGUCUACGAUCCAACAAAGGGGUUGGUGUGGGCCAUCGGACCUUUUGCCUUUGCAAUGAACCUGGUUUUGGGUGGACUCUUCUUCAUCAAACCCAUACGCUCAAAGAACUACGUUACCCUCAUGGACCCGUUUCAAGAGAAAUAUGGCAACACUGUAGGUGCUGUUCUGUUCAUUCCUGCCCUAAUGGGAGAUAUCUUGUGGGUAGCAUGCAUUCUUGGUGCACUAGGUGGGACAGUCAGCGUGGUCAUGGAUAUCUCCUCCUCCCUGGCUGUGGGAAUCUCUGCAUCUGUGGCGAUCCUUUACACAUUAAUGGGAGGACUGUACUCUGUGGCCUACACUGAUGUCAUCCAGCUUAGCUUCAUGCUCAUUGGCUUGUGGCUUUGUGUACCAUUUAUUCUGACAAGCCCCCAUGCUGCUAACUUCACUGUUGCUGCAGUGACCAGUGUGCACCAGGAGAAUUGGCUUGGCAAGCUGGAGCCUGAAGACACAGGUCGCUGGAUAGAUGACAUACUGCUACUGGGCAUUGGAGGGAUCUGCUACCAGGCUUUCUACCAGAGAGUCCUGUCCACAGCCACUGAUGCCCAAGCUAAGAUGACCUGCUAUGCUGGAGCAGUUUUAUGCCCAAUCCUUGGCAUCCCAUCACUCAUCAUUGGGGCAGUUGCAGCAUCUACCAAUUGGAACCAGACCACGUACGGCUCACCCAGCCCAUAUGAACAAGGAAAAGCUGGCAUGAUCUUGCCAAUUGCCCUUGAGCAUCUCUGCCCUUUCUACAUCUCAGUGGUCGGUAUAGGAUCACUCGCUGCAUCCGUGAUGUCGUCGGCCGACUCUGCACUUUUGUCUUCUGCCUCCCAACUAGGCCGGAAUAUCUUUAAGAACAUUGUUUAUAAACAAGCAUCAGAAAAAACUAUCCUUGUGGUGGUUAAAGUGUCAGUGCUCCUUUGUGGACUGAUGGGGAUGGCCCUGGCUAUGACAACUUCAUCUGUUCACCUGUUCUGGGUGGUCAGCGCAGACGUCUUGUAUUCAAUGAUGUCUCCCCAGGUCAUAUGCAUCUUCUUCUUACCCCGGUGGGUGAACCAGUAUGGAGCCUGCUCUGGCUUUGUGUUGGCACUACUGCUGAGAGCUCUGGUCGGGGAACCUCUGAUAGGUCUUCCUGAUGUUCUGCCUCUGCCGUGGGACAAGAUACAGGAGGAUGGUCACAGACAUCGCUUGUUCCCUUUUCGUACUGCCAUUAUGCUCGCCACAAUUGGAACUAUUUUACUAGUAUCACAGCUGGCUGAGUGGCUGGAGAGGCUUCUGAAAAGGGAUGCUGGAAGGGAGCGCAAUGCAUAUUACUUGGCCAAAAUCCAGAUGGAUGGUGAGGAAAGCGAAAAGCUGAAUAACUAAGAUUGAGAGAAGCAAUACAGAAAGCGAAUCCGAGAUUGAAACGAGUUGGACAUUCCUUUGCUGGCAAAACAUGUUGUUUUCAUUAUAUAAAUGGAACAAACUCAUGAAAACAAUGAUAUUUAGCUGUGUAGAGAAUAUUUCUUCGUAUGUCUUACUUUAUUAGGGCCUGGGUUUCUAAACCACAUUGGGGUGAGUCAGGGAGAGGGUGUCAGCUGACACGGAAAGUAAACCUCAAAACCUACCAGAGGGGUUUGAAAGGCAUAAAAAAGCCAAAAAGACAUAAUUUAUCAGAGCCAGAUAUAGUAAAAUCAGAAAAAUGUCACCUGAUUUUCAACUUUUUAAUGAUCCUUGACCAAUUGUUCCAUCACAAAACUUGACCAAGUUUACCAGCCUAAAUUAGUAAUAUUUCAUCAAAAUCACUUAAUUCUACAGGUGACAGAAAAUUUGCCAAAAUGGGUUAGAAAAUAAAGAACACAGCCAUGAAAAAAGUUUUUUGUUGGCAGAACUAGGCUGAACUGCAGGCCGUGUUUACGUGGAAGCAAUAGACAAAUACAGAAUCAAAUUAAAAAUGUAGAAUAUCUGUAACAUGUAGUCAGCUCUUCAGAUU